AUGGCGACGCUCCACGAACAAGUCAAGGGUUGGCAUGAAGGCGAGCGAGCAAUCCAUACGCUACUCAAGGUGCCUACCUCGAGCAGAGAGAAUCCUACCAAUGUUGGCCUUUCCUGGUCUCAUGGCGACCGAGUCAGCGCUUCACCCCUUGUUGCCAUUGGGACAGUAGAUGAGCAAGGUCGUCCGUGGACUUCCAUCUGGGGUGGUGAGCGCAACUUUGCACGACAGAUCAGCCAUGACAGGCUUGCUAUGGCAAGUCUUGUCGACAAAUGCCACGACCCCGUCGUCAAAUCGCUCGGCUUAGAUCGUCUUGCGGAUGGUGAAGUGGGCCAGACAUCUGGAGACAAAGCUAUCAGUGCUUUGAGUAUUGAUCUGGAGUCUCGAGAUCGGGUCAAGUUGGCUGGGAAGGUGGUUGUUGGGGCACUUGUAGGAAGGCCGAAUGACGAGGCUGUCUCCCAAGUGCAGCUUGCUUUCCAAGUCGAAGAGAGCCUUGGAAAUUGCCCUAAAUAUCUCAACAAAAAGGUCAUCUGGGCUCAUCUUCCCUCCCCACAGCUAGUCUCAUCAUCACUCCCGUUACCUGAGGAGGCUAUUUCGUUGCUUGCCAAAGCAGAUCUAUUCUUUCUGUCUUCCACCAAUGGCCAAACGAUGGACACAAACCACCGAGGCGGUCCACCUGGCUUCAUGAGAGUCAUCAGCAACACCGAUCCAUCACCGGGAGGUGACAAUGGUGCAGUGCUCAUCUACCCCGAAUACUCCGGCAACCGCCUCUAUCAGACCCUCGGAAACCUCCACACCAACCCCCUGAUCGGUCUCGCCAUCCCCGAUUUCGACACAUCGGAUGUCCUGUACCUAACAGGCACAACGGAACUUCUCGUCGGUGACACAGCAGCCGCCUACCUACCACACACAAAACUCGCCAGUCAAAAUCACACGUCCGCUCUGCCAUUUUCGUCAAGGAUGGCCUCCCUUUCCGAGGUACACCCGGUCGAAUUUAGCCCAUAUAACCCACCUCUUCGUAAACUCACCACCGAAGGCCCCUGCUCCUCUGUCGGCCUCCAAACCAGCCGCCACAGCUACUCUUGGCAGCACAUCACCCUCGACUUUGGCGGCGAGCUGGACAAUGGCUGGGCGCAUAUGAAUAAUUCUGAUCCGCAGUCACUCAACGAUGACUAUGUCCGGACCUUCACCAUUUCUAACAGCCCUCCGUCCAACGCGGAACAGGAGAUCAAGUUCGAAAUCACGGCAAGAAAACAUGGACCUGUCACGGGUUUUCUGUGGGGGUAUCACAUCUCCCCUCGUGCAGCACGUUUAGAAAUCCCGGUGCUGGGGUUUGGGGGUGAGGAGAACUUCAGGCUGAUAGGCACGGGAAAGGAGAAGCAGAAGGUGUUUGUAGCUGGCGGGGUAGGGAUCACGCCUUUCUUGGGGCAGGUUCGUGAGAUCGCGGCCACUGAUCACGAGGUGGAAUUGAUAUGGAGUUUGAGGGCCGACGACCUGCCAUUUGCGAGGGACGUCCUGGGCAGGAACGAGGGUAUCAAGCAAGUGAAGGUGAGACUUUUUCUCACUGGGGGCUGCGGUGAAUCUGGGAAGGCGGAGAUGGCGAAAAUCAAGGGGUUGGAGGGGGUGAAGGUUGAGAUGAGGAGGCUGACCAAGAAAGAUGUUCAGGGGGACUGGUUUGAUAAGGAGAGGAAAAAGUAUUUCUUGUGUGCUGGGGUGGGGAUGAUGAAGGUUUUGAGGGGGUGGUUGGAGGGGGAGGAGGUUGUUAGUGAGAGUUUUGAGUAUUGA
Podospora anserina S mat+ is the source of this 1782-nucleotide messenger RNA. RefSeq lists its product as uncharacterized. NCBI's taxonomy places the organism in Eukaryota, Fungi, Ascomycota, Sordariomycetes, Sordariales, Podosporaceae. The coding region runs from base 1 to 1782 and encodes 593 amino acids. The transcript is spliced from 2 exons. The record is from RefSeq and is a predicted model, not a curated record.